Molecule: messenger RNA, 3147 nt
Organism: Gossypium raimondii (Peruvian cotton)
Lineage: Eukaryota; Viridiplantae; Streptophyta; Magnoliopsida; Malvales; Malvaceae
Product: homeobox-leucine zipper protein ANTHOCYANINLESS 2
Exons: 9
Coding region: 296-2716 (806 amino acids)
Biological process (GO): regulation of DNA-templated transcription
Molecular function (GO): DNA binding; DNA-binding transcription factor activity, RNA polymerase II-specific; lipid binding
Source: RefSeq, a predicted model, not a curated record
GUCUUUUAGAGCAAGAGAGAGAGGUGUCAUGCAUGGGCGUUGACAAGGUAGACAGCCUUGUCAUUCUGUAUUUGUUGAGAUGAAAUUGUCAAAAAGGUUUUAGACUUUAGCUCAAUCUGGGUAUUGUUUUGUAAGGUCAAAUUAAUGGACAAGAAAGCGAAACAAAACUGAAGCACAACCUUGUGAAAGUGAUAGUGACCGUUUCAAUCAACAUAGAAAAACAGACGCUAUGAAAUAAUAGAGGGAGUGUGAGAUUAAAAAUAAUUGGUUUCUGUCUCUCUUUUUUCCUAAUUUAAUGAGUUUUGGGGGUUUGAUCAAGAGUAGUAGCAGCAGUGACAGUGGUAGUUCGGGUGCAAGGGUGGUUGUGGCUGAUUUUGUUCCACAAAACAGCAUGCUAAGUUAUGCCAUUGCUGAGCCACCUCUUCUCACCCAACAUAUUCCCAUAUCUAUGCUAAGCUCUCCCUCACUUUCUCUCUCAUAUAAAAGAAUGGAUGGUCAUGGUGAGAUGGGGCUGAUUGGGGAAAACUUUGAUCCGGGUUUUGUUGGGAGGAUGAAGGAAGACGGAUACGAGAUUAGGUCUGAAAGUGAUAAUUUUGAUGUUGCUUCCGGUGAUGAUCAGGAUGCUGCUGCCGAUGGACCGUCUAAGAAGAAGAAGUACCACAGGCACACUCCACGUCAAAUACAAGAGCUUGAAUCUUUCUUCAAGGAGUGUCCUCAUCCUGAUGAAAAACAAAGAAUGGAACUUAGCAGGAGGCUAGGCUUAGAGGGCAAGCAAAUAAAGUUUUGGUUUCAAAACAGGAGAACCCAGAUGAAGACCCAAUUGGAACGCCAUGAAAAUGUAAUUCUUAGGCAAGAGAAUGAUAAACUCCGAGCCGAAAAUGAUUUGUUGAAGCAGGCCAUGACAACCCCAAUAUGCAACAGUUGUGGUGGUCCGGCAGUACCCGGUGAAAUAUCUUACGAGCAGCACCAACUUAGGAUUGAGAAUGCUCGAUUAAAAGAUGAACUAACCCGGAUAUGUGCUUUAACAAACAAGUUCUUGGGCAGGCCUCUCUCAUCCUCUGGUAGUCCUAUUCCUCCUCACAGCUUAAACUCUAAUUUGGAGCUUGCAGUUGGAAGGAAUGGUUUUGGUGGCCUGAACAAUGCAGGAACGUCCUUGCCAAUGGGAUUUGAGUUUGGUGAUGGGUCUAUGAUGCCCAUAGUGAAACCUAUGGUCAAUGAAAUGCAGUAUGACAGGUCAGCCUUUGUAGAUGUUGCUUUGUCAGCUAUGGAUGAAUUAAUUAAGAUGGCGCAGAUGGAUAAUCCUCUUUGGAUUAAAGGUUUGGGUGGUGGGAUGGAAUCCUUGAAUGUUGAGGAGUACAAGAGGAAUUUCUCCUCUUGCAUUGGCAUGAAAUCGAGCAGCUACGCAACUGAGGCUACAAAGGCAACUGGACUGGUUUACCUUCGUGGCUUGGCUCUUGUGGAGGCACUGAUGGAUGCGAAUCGUUGGGUAGAAAUGUUUCCGUGCAUGAUUUCUAGAGCAGCAACCAUUGAUGUGCUAUCCAGUGGCACGGGUGUAACCAGAGACAAUGAGUUGCAAGUGAUGGACGCUGAAUUUCAAGUGCUUUCACCUCUGGUUCCCGUCCGUCAAGUGAGAUUCAUCCGGUUUUGUAAGCAGCAUUCUGAGGGUGUAUGGGCUGUGGUUGAUGUUUCAAUUGAUCCCAGCCAAGAUGCUACAGAUACACAUAUGUUUCCAAACUGCAGGAGGCUUCCCUCUGGCUGUGUUAUCCAAGAUGUGGAUACUAAGUGCUCCAAGAUUACAUGGGUUGAACACUCGGAGUAUGAUGACAAUGCUGUCCACCAUCUCUUACAGCCGUUACUCAGUUCAGGUUUUGGCUUUGGUGCACACAGGUGGCUCGCCACUCUCCAAAGGCAGUGUGACUGCAUGGCAAUACUUAUGUCACAAGACAUCCCUGGAAUAACUCCAGCUGGGAGGAAAAGCAUGAUAAAGCUUGCACAGCGCAUGACAUAUAACUUCUGCGCUGGAGUUUGUGCAUCGAGCAUUCAUAAAUGGGACAAGCUUAGUGUUGGUAAUGUUGGCGAAGAUGUCAGGGUGAUGACCCGGAAGAAUAUAAAUGAUCCUGGUGAGCCACACGGGGUUGUGUUGAGUGCUGCUACUUCUGUUUGGAUGCCAGUAACUCAAGAACGGCUGUUUGAUUUCUUGCGGGAUGAACGGAUGCGAAGCGAGUGGGACAUUUUGUCCAAUGGUGGGCCAAUGCAAGAGAUGGUGCAUGUUGCCAAGGGAAUGGGUCAUGGUAACUGUGUCUCUCUCCUUCGUGGCAGCGCCAUUAAUGCAAAUGAGAACAACAUGCUAAUUUUACAAGAAACAUGGAGUGAUGCCUCUGGUGCAUUAGUAGUUUACGCACCUGUUGACAUAUCAUCAAUGAGUGUGGUGAUGAAUGGUGGGGAUUCAGCAUAUGUGGCACUCUUACCAUCCGGAUUUGCAAUUCUUCCUGGUAUUUCACCAAGUUAUCACGGUGGGCGAAGCGAGUCCAAUGGAGCACUGGUGAAACCUGAAAUUGAUGGAAGCAUAGUCAGUGGAUGCCUACUUACUGUUGGUUUUCAGAUUUUGGUCAAUAACGUUCCUACUGCUAAACUAACAGUGGAGUCGGUGGAAACUGUGAACAAUCUCAUCUCCUGCACUAUUCAAAAAAUCAAAGCUGCCUUAACAGUAACAUAGCAGGAGCAGCUGAGGUACUCCAUAUUUAAUUUUAUAUUUAUGUUUUUUUUUUGGUGAAAGGAAAAAACAGCAGAUAGAUAAUGAGGUGGAGAUGAUAGUUGGCGAAAAGUAGGGUUAUAAGUCAAGAACGAACCACUCGCAGAGGGUUUUUGUUUCCCAUGGAUCUUAAACAGCAAACAUGUUAGGUAUAUAUAAAGCCAGGGGGAUUCUGGUUCGGGCAUUGACUUGGCCGACCUGUGAGGUGGUCUAAGUGGGUAAAAACAUGUUUUUUUUUUUUUUUGUGGGUUAAUUGGUCAAGUUAUAGAGAAGCACAAUUGCAAGACUGGUGUUUUGAUUUUUGUGUUUUAAAUGAUGAUCAAAAUCAAGGUUCAGCUGUUUUUACUUUUGUUUUGUGAACAGUGUUUUUAAUAUAGUUUCUUUUUAAAUCUGGA